GCCGAAUGCUUUACGGUAGAAAAGCUCAAAAAAGAGGGCAUGUCUGCUGCCAAAAUUGCACAUAUCCUUGGUAGAUCGGAUAUUUCUAUUAAAAACUGUCUUAAACGAUUACGUUUAACUGAUAAUUCUAGUUAUCUUAAAAGAAAGUCUAGUGGUAGAAAACCACUUGAACAUAAAAAUUGGACUAAAGAAGAUUGGCAACAUGUUUUAUGGACUGAUGAAUCAUCUGUCAGCACUGACUCAAAUGGAAAAAUCGAUGGUCAAAAAUCAAUUAUGGUUUGGGGAUGUGUAAAUGGAUAUAAUUUACACCAUUUGGUUCGCUGCCCACCACGUAUGAAUGAUGAAGCAUAUGGAGAAAUUAUUGUGGAUGCUGUUUAUCCUAUAAUUAUAGCUACAGACGAUACAAUAUUUCAAGAAAACAGAGCAAGAAUUCAUAUAAGUAAAUCAGUAAAAAAAAUUAAAGCAGAGCUUGGAAUUGUGCCUAUGAAAUGGCCUCCGUAUUCUCCGGACCUUA
This is a messenger RNA of Racocetra persica, 514 nucleotides long. The record is from the annotation of a GenBank genome assembly. Lineage: Eukaryota; Fungi; Glomeromycota; Glomeromycetes; Diversisporales; Gigasporaceae.